GGAUCAGCUGAGGCAUAAGCUAAUCCACCAUAUAAUACACUAAUAAAAAAUAAACAUGUGGAAUUUAUUUAGUCAUUACUCCUACACUGCAACUCCUUUUUCUUUAAGAGGAAGAAACACGCGGAUGAGAGACUGGACGCGGUUGUGGAGGUUGAGGCGGGGGCCGACGAGAGCUGAGGUCGAAUCGGGGAGGCGGGCUCUGUCGGCGGCGUCGGCGGCGGAGGGAGGAGGGGAUUGAGGAUUGAGGCGGAGGGCGUAGAGAGGCGGCUCGAUCCGGAGCCUGCGCUUGCGGCGGCGGCGUUCGGCUGCGGCUUCCUCUGCGGAGGAGAAUCCGUAGGAGCGCUGCGAGAUGAAGGAGGAAUUGUCCAGGCAUUGGGGCUGGGAGUGUUGAGCGGCGGCGGAGAACUGAUUGGGGGUGAAAUUGGUGGUAGGAUACGGCGGAUGAGGGGGAUUGGUGAGAGGGGUAUCUGUAAAGUGAAUGAGAUUGCUAUAAUUUUGAAUUUCCUAACUUAGAAUGCCAAGCUUCAGCAGUAAUCACUCACAAACACAUGCGCGUCUGUGUGCGAACAGAGAGAUAAGAGAGGGAAAUCGGUGUUUCUUUCUCUUAAAGACAAAGGAGUUGCAGUGUAGGGAGGGAGAGAGUAAUGACUAAUGAGUGAAGAUAUGCAGUUAUUCAGCAAAAGGCGGAGGAAGUGAAGAACUACCAGCAGCCGCCGCGCCACCACUGAUUCACGGCAGGAAUGGGCAGCAUCAGGAGCAGCUCCGUUCAUCGUUUCACUACAUGUCUCAUUGGCUUUUCCCUUCUCAUGGCCAUCCAUUCUGAAAAUCGAGAUGGUGAAGUUGAUAAUGAACAUGAAUUUUCAUAUUUGAAGAAUUCUUCAAAAGGAACAGAACACUGGGGAAGUCUCAAAGAAGAAUGGAAAUUAUGUUCAAUUGGAAAUUUCCAAUCCCCAAUCAAUAUUAUCAAGAAAAGAGUUAUGGUUUCAUCUCAAAUAGGGAAAUUGAGAAGAAACUAUAGACCAGCUCUUGCUGUAUUAAGGAAUACAGGACAUGACAUCAUGGUUGAAUGGAAUAGAUAUGCCGGGAGCGUACAUCUCAGUGACAACAAGUAUGAUUUAGUACAGUGUCAUUGGCACACGCCUUCUGAACAUACGCUCGGAGGACGAAGGUACGACAUGGAACUGCUAUAUGGUCCAUAGAAGCUCCGAAGGACAGUUUGUUGUAAUUGCUAUUCUAUAUCAUUUAGGACGUUCUGAUCAUUUUCUCGACAAGGUCAGUGGUAAGGGGUAUAAUCGUCAUCUUGCAAUAAUGUAACUUACUCCUUCCGUCUCAUGUUAGUUGCACUUUUCAUUUUCGGACUUUUACAAAC
Molecule: messenger RNA, 1369 nt
Organism: Salvia splendens (bonfire salvia)
Lineage: Eukaryota; Viridiplantae; Streptophyta; Magnoliopsida; Lamiales; Lamiaceae
Product: alpha carbonic anhydrase 7
Exons: 5
Coding region: 741-1199 (152 amino acids)
Biological process (GO): one-carbon metabolic process
Molecular function (GO): carbonate dehydratase activity; zinc ion binding
Source: RefSeq, a predicted model, not a curated record